Ruditapes philippinarum (Manila clam) is the source of this 1070-nucleotide messenger RNA. Its product is annotated as 2-amino-1-hydroxyethylphosphonate dioxygenase (glycine-forming)-like. The coding region runs from base 281 to 979 and encodes 232 amino acids. The record is from RefSeq and is a predicted model, not a curated record. Lineage: Eukaryota; Metazoa; Mollusca; Bivalvia; Venerida; Veneridae. The transcript has 4 exons.
AAGUUGCAAUCCUGGCAUUAUUUAUUGUUAAAGGAAAUUUAUUAAAAUGACUUCUUUUGUUAUAAAUUGAACGAGAUUUUAGUUACCAUUUCACAUUGGUGGUUUAUUUAAGGUAAUAUUUCCAAUCUGAUAAUAUCCUAAUAUAACUAAUUAUUUCCGAAGUCAAGCCUGUCCGUCUGAAUGUCCGAUUGGCUCAUAAUUUUAUUGGCGCUCACCGGAGCACUACAGAAUUUUUCUUAACAACCUUAACCUUUUUUCCAAUGUAUGUUAUUAUGUCACUAUGCAUUGUAUCAUUGUCCUCGUUUAUAAUUUUCUUCUUGCAAGUAUCCAAAGCAGGCUUGGUCUCUGGGGUCACUAUCACAAUACAGUCUGUCUUCAAGGACUAUAUAUUUCUAUCAUGGAGGUUGUGUCAAUUGUAAAUGAAAUAUUUCGGUUGUAUGAGGACGCGGGGCAAUCACAGUAUCUUGGAGAAAAUGUUACAAAAACACAACACUCGAUACAAUGUGCCAUGUGUGCCGAGAAAGAUGGUGCUGUGCGGGAAGAAAUAGUGGCUGCAUUCCUUCAUGAUGUUGGUCACUUGUUGGGUAUAGAUGAAAACCUACCAGAAAUGGUGACUGAUGGGGAAAAUGUUGGGACAAAAGAUCAUGACGUCGUUGGAGGGAAAUAUCUUAUUGAUAAAGGGUUCCCAAAACUUGUUUGUGACAUCGUGGCAGGUCAUGUGCAAGCCAAAAGAUAUCUUGUUUAUAAAUAUAAAGAUUACUAUGAAAAACUGUCUGAUGCUAGUAAGAAGACACUGGUUCAUCAAGGUGGACCGAUGACAAAAGAAGAGGCCAUCAUGUUUGAACAGUCAGAAGCAUUUCAACCUAUCCUUAGAAUGAGAAAAUAUGACGAGCUGGCCAAAGACCCAACAGCAAAAAUGGAACCUUUGAAGAAAUAUCGGGAAAUGUGUAUAGAACUGUUAUUGCAAAAUAAGGUUUAAAAAUGAAACUUUGUGACAAUAAUCGUCGUAAAAGAAUUACAUGUACUAGUAUAUAAACUGUAGUAAUGACAUCGCAUUUUAACAAUGUAAA